GUGUAAAGGAGCUGAAAAGGAAUAUGUUGGAAUUAAGCAAAAUGGCAUGAGAAAGCAUUGGAAUAUGUGCAAUAGACUAUCAAACCUGUUCAGUUGCCUUAUCAGCUAUGAUACCUUAUCAGAUGGCCCUUUAUCAGAAUGCUCACCUACCUUAUUUGAAAGGUCCUUCGCCUGA
Molecule: messenger RNA, 175 nt
Organism: Ilex paraguariensis (yerba mate)
Lineage: Eukaryota; Viridiplantae; Streptophyta; Magnoliopsida; Aquifoliales; Aquifoliaceae
Source: the annotation of a GenBank genome assembly